CUGAGUAGCUGCUGCUGCUGCAAAAAAAAAGAGAGAGAGCACUGGAGCAAUCAGCCGCUCCUAUUGCCGAAAGCAGGUGCACUGCGGCGCUCAUACUAGGUAACAUGGCACUCCCAAAAUUUGGGAGCAUGCGCCACAGGAGGCCAUCAGGAGCAGCAGCUCGUCUUACCCACUUCCGAGACGACACUGGCCUGGUCGCACUGCGAUACGAGGAGACCAAGCUAGCUGAGCCCCCGAUCCCCCUUCCUCCGCCGCGCAACCCUCGUCGCCUCGCCCGCGCUUCAUCGACCAUUGCAUCAUCAACAACGGCCUCGGCCACUCCCAUCACGGUCAACCCACCCCUGGUGCCCCCGCCGCCUGAAGAGCACCCGCUAUUCCGAGCCCAGCGACAGUCGCACCAGGCGCACCAGACGUGCCAGGCGUGCCAGGCGCAAGCGCAAGCACAAGUCGAGGAGCGGAAGAGGGACUCGGGCGCACCGACAUGGUCGACUGUCACGCUUCGGGAAGAGCAUGCCGAAGGCCCUGCCCAUUCAAAAAUCCUGCACGACGCGGCCGACACACCGUCGGUCUACUCGUACGACGACGAGGAGGACCCGGCCAUCGUCCAUCAACGACAACAACAACAACAACAUCAUCAUCAUCAUCAUCAUCAUCAACUUGCACCGCCGCCGCUGACGGUUCGCAUCCCGCCCCGCCCCGGAAACCCAGAGUCUGCUGGCGGCCCGCCGUCCUCCUGCUCGCCCACUCCGCCCAAGUCGCCAUCGUCGCCAUCGCCCCCAUCGUCGCCAUCAUCAAAAUCGCCGUCCCUGCGGCGCACAUCUCUCGGCGAGAGAUUUGGCAAGGCCAUCGGCAUUGGAUCUGACGGAUCAAGACGAAUCCGGAAAAGGGUGCUUGGCGCCGACAGGGCUGCAGCUCAAGCGAAGCCUCCCGAGAUGGAGCCAGAGCGGGGCUCGGCUAGGCCGCCAAAAUCGCCCAAAUCGCCCAAAUCGCCUACUUGCAAUAAGCUUUCCCCACAGGUGCCAGGACCAGGGCCUGCUAGCGCCGACAGGGCACCAUAUGCCGCCCCCCCCUUAACGUCGGCUGCAACACCAUCCGCCAACGCGAAAUCUUUUGCGCCAAUCAUCACCACCCCCAUCCCAGAUGACAGCCUCUGGGAGGACCUGCCCGCCGUCUCCUUCUCCAAACGGGGGAGUAUCAUGUUUUGUGGCAAAAACAAGAACAACCGCUUCAAGUCGAUGAUGACCAUGUCCGCCCCCGACGCGACAGCGCCUGCGCCUGCACCUGCACCUGCACCGGCUCCUGCUCCCUCAGGCGCGGACGAGAGCGCGACCGCGGCCCGUUCCUCGACCGAGCACCAGCAGCUCCCGCCGACAGCCGACGACCAUGACGCCGCCGCCCCACGCCAAGAGACAUGCACAGGGAAGGCCGAAGAGACGGCUUCGAGGCACGUCUCCGCCGACGCACCGUCCGUCCCCAGCAUUCGCGUCUCGUCGAUGGAUGUAGAGAGGGAAUCACAAAAGGUGAGAUCGCUCUAUGAAUCCGGCGACGACCUGAAUUGGGAAGAUGGGGGGCGCGUCUCGUAUCCCGAGCGCCUUGGCCUUGAGCCCACAACAGAGGUCCCAUCUGAAGAGGAAGAGAACGCCGUUUCACUACGUUCCUCCGAUCCUCUCUCCGCAUCGGCCCCUCGUUCUCAAAGCGCUCGUCUCAACCCUCCUACGUCUACUACAACUACGCCGGCCCCGGCCAAUUCCUUGUCACCGCCACGAGAUAGCCAAGUCCGGAGGGAGUAUGAGCGCGCCGGCGGCACCGAGGACUGGGCCGACCUCGACGGCGUCGAAGUGGACCGCUACGGCUUCAUCACCCCCAAGCGGCCCGUGUCGAGCGCCGGGACCGCCGUGCCGAGGUCGUCCCCUUUCUCGUCCAGGCGGAAACCCGUCUUGACCAAGCGUCCGUCCACGUCGUACGCGACCUCGCUGCCGGGCGGCUUCAUCCGGCCCCCGAGCCGCAAGGUCUCGGCCCGCUCCCUGAACACGUACGCGUCCGAGCUGUCGACCGCAUCCCGGCGGUCUACCCGCUCUUCGAUCCGCUCGGCUACCAACCGCCUCCCGCACAACCGCGAACGCCGGUGGAUGGACGAGGCCGGAGAGAUGCUGUCCCUCCAGGCCGGCCUAACGAGCAUCUCGGACGACGAGAAGAUGGGCAAGACGGUCGAGGCGCAAAAACGCAAGGAAGCAGAGCGCUCCGAGAAGUGGCGCAAGAUGGCUACCGUCGUCAGGCCUAGCGUCACUACCGUCACUACUACGACUACUUCUUCUUCUUCCACUCCUGGCGGCGGCGGCGGCGCCAGCGCCAGUUUUGACCACUCUACCCCGGCUCUCUCCCAGCCCGCACCCAAAUACCCGCAGGGUCAGGGCAUGUCCUACACGUUCGACACCACCUCGCCCAAGCUUAUUGACCGCGUCUGGAAGGGCAUCCCCGACUGUUGGCGCUCCGCCGCGUGGUGGGCCUUCCUCGCGACGAGCGCCGCGUCGCACGAUCACAACCACAGCAGCAAGACGCCUCGCGAGACCGAGGACUACCUGAUCGCCGAGUUCCGCCGCCUGCAGGCCGUCGCCUCCCCGGACGACGUGCAGAUCGACAUGGACGUGCCGCGCACCGUCAACGGCCACAUCAUGUUCCGCCGACGCUACCGCGGCGGCCAGCGCCUGCUCUUCCGUGUCCUGCACGCCAUCUCUCUCUACUUUCCGCACACGGGGUACGUGCAGGGUAUGGCGAGCCUGGCCGCCACCCUGCUGUGCUACUUCGACGAGGAGAGAGCCUUUAUCAUGUUGGUCAGGCUGUGGCGGUACCGCGGGCUCGAGCGGCUGUACCAGCCGGGCUUCGCGGGGCUGGUGAGCGCCUUGGCCGAGUUCGAGGGGAAGUGGUUGACGGGGGCGGGGAAGGACGUUGCUGAGAAGCUGAACGAACUCGAUAUUAACGCAACCGCCUACGGAACCCGCUGGUACUUGACCCUCUUCAAUCUAUCCAUCCCUUUUCCCGCCCAGCUGCGCGUGUGGGACGUCUUUAUGCUGCUGGGCGACUGUCCCCCGGAGCCGGCGGCCGUCGCUACCACCACCCCCCCUCCAGACGCAGCCCCCGCCACGGCAACAGAUGGCGCGCCGCCACCCCCCCGGUCGUCCCGAACCGCGGACGAGACCCCGCCGAAGGGCCUGGACAUUCUCCAUGCCACCGCUGCCGCGCUGAUCCACGCCCUGCGCGACGUGCUGCUCGAUUCGGAUUUCGAGAAUGCCAUGAAGGCGCUGACCGCGUGGAUCCCCGUGCGCGACGAGGAUCUGCUGAUGAAGGUGGCCCGGGCCGAGUGGAGGCGGCACCAGCAGGGGCGCGGGGGGGCGAAGUUGUGGGACUGGGAUUGGGACAGGGGAGUCAAGGGGAAGGAGGGGAAAGAAGGUAAAGAUAAUAAGGAGGGGAAGGAAAGGACGGAGCAUGCCAAGACGGAGAAGGGGAAAGACAAGGAAAAGAAAGAAAAGGGCAAGGGGUUGGGAAUGGGCAUGGGCAUGGGCAUGGGAAAGCUAUGGGAACGAGGGUCGGAUAAAGAAAAGGCCAAGGACAAGGACAAGCAGCACCAACAACAACACCAUCAUCAACAACGGCAACAGCAACAGCAACAGCAACAGCCACAAUCACAAAAGAGCGGAAAGGAGAAGGACGGGACGGCUUAGGGGCCGUGGUCAUGCUUGUCAAUGAAGGCUGCUGUAUGCAGGGCAGGAGAUGAUGGGCGACCGAGAUGGACAGGCUGGUGGGUUGGCGGGCUUGCGGGCUUGCGGGGCGGGAGGCCGCUGCGAUGAUGGCAUGGCUCCGACUGGUCGACUUGACUGAUCGACCGGCUGACCGACCGACUUGACUGACUGACUGACUGAUUGACUGACUGACCGGACACGAUCUUUUCCAGCUGCUUCCUUUUGUCAUUUUUCUUGUUCUUUUUUUUUUCUCCCUACUUCUUCUCUUCCUUCUUGCAGGGUUCGGUGGCUUGCCCUUUUUAGAACUGGGGGCCCAUCGCGGCCAGGUUUAUGGGUCGUUUACGCGGAGAAGGUUUGAUACCCCCCUUUUUAUUUAACCUUGUUAAAUUCCGAUAAAAGCACGGCCUGUGUGCGGUGUGAUUGAAUUUAUAUUCGAUAGCUUUGGUUUCUAAUCUUUGCCUUCGUCUUCUACUUCUCCUUCUACUUCUUCUACUUCUACUUCUUCUUCUACUUCGUCUUCUUCUUCUUCUUCUUCUUCUAGUUCUUCUUCUUCUGCUACUUCUACUACUACUCUUACUACUUAUUACUAUUUCUUGUACUUACUCAGCCUGCUUCGACAGCUUGUUGCCAUGCCAAACCUAUCCCGUGCCGUAGCAGGAACAUUUGAGAGUAAUUAUACCUACUUAAUUCGCAGCCGAACUGUGUGUCUUGUUCAGUCAUCGCGGAGUGUAUUCAGUAGCCCUCCAUGACUCAGCUCGUCGCCG
Molecule: messenger RNA, 4501 nt
Organism: Thermothelomyces thermophilus ATCC 42464
Lineage: Eukaryota; Fungi; Ascomycota; Sordariomycetes; Sordariales; Chaetomiaceae
Exons: 3
Coding region: 105-3719 (1204 amino acids)
Source: RefSeq, a predicted model, not a curated record